Molecule: messenger RNA, 768 nt
Organism: Procambarus clarkii (red swamp crayfish)
Lineage: Eukaryota; Metazoa; Arthropoda; Malacostraca; Decapoda; Cambaridae
Source: RefSeq, a predicted model, not a curated record
AUGGAUACUGACACUCAAACCAGUACCUCAAACCAGUACCACAAACCAGUACAUCAAACCAGUACCACAAACCAAUACCUCAAACCAAUACCUCAAAUCAGUACCUCAAACCAGUACCUCAAAUCAGUACCUCAAACCAGUACCUCAAAUCAGUACCUCAAAUCAGUACCUCAAAUCAGUACCUCAAACCAGUACCUCAAACCAAUACCUCAAAUCAGUACCUCAAACCAGUACCUCAAAUCAGUACCUCAAACUAAUACCUCAAACCAAUACCACAAACCAAUACCUCAAACCAAUACCACAAACCAGUACCUCAAACCAAUACCUCAAACCAGUACCUCAAACCAGUACCUCAAACCAAUACCUCAAACCAGUACCUCAAACCAGUACCUCAAACCAGUACCUCAAACCAAUACCUCAAACCAGUACCUCAAACCAAUACCACAAACCAAUACCACAAACCAGUACCUCAAACCAAUACCUCAAACCAAUACCACAAACCAGUACCUCAAACCAAUACCACAAACCAAUACCACAAACCAGUACCUCAAACCAAUACCUCAAACCAAUACCUCAAACCAAUACCACAAACCAAUACCACAAACCAGUACCUCAAACCAAUACCUCAAACCAAUACCACAAACCAGUACCUCAAACCAAUACCUCAAACCAAUACCACAAACCAGUACCUCAAACCAAUACCUCAAACCAAUACCUCAAACCAAUACCACAAACCAAUACCACAAACCAGUACCUCAAUAUACCUAA